Messenger RNA from Saimiri boliviensis boliviensis (Bolivian squirrel monkey), 6428 nucleotides. RefSeq names its product ELOVL fatty acid elongase 6 (gene ELOVL6). Gene Ontology annotation, biological process: fatty acid elongation, monounsaturated fatty acid; sphingolipid biosynthetic process; fatty acid elongation, saturated fatty acid. The record is from RefSeq and is a predicted model, not a curated record. Gene Ontology annotation, molecular function: fatty acid elongase activity. Lineage: Eukaryota; Metazoa; Chordata; Mammalia; Primates; Cebidae. Gene Ontology annotation, cellular component: endoplasmic reticulum; endoplasmic reticulum membrane.
UUUCCCUGUAGACGAGUAAAAAGGGUGAUGGACAAACGUGCGGGCACUAAGACCGCAAGGCAUUCAUUUCCUCCUACGGUGGAUGCGGACGCCGGGAGGAGGAGAGCCCCAGAGAGAGGAGCUGGGAGCUGAGGCGCAGAGAACACGUAGCGACUCCGAAGAUCAGCCCCAAUGAACAUGUCAGUGUUGACUUUACAAGAAUAUGAAUUCGAAAAGCAGUUCAACGAGAAUGAAGCCAUCCAAUGGAUGCAGGAAAACUGGAAGAAAUCUUUCUUGUUUUCUGCUCUGUAUGCUGCCUUUAUAUUUGGUGGUCGGCACCUAAUGAACAAACGAGCAAAGUUUGAGCUGAGGAAGCCAUUAGUGCUCUGGUCUCUGACCCUUGCAGUCUUCAGUAUAUUCGGUGCUCUUCGAACUGGUGCUUAUAUGGUGUACAUUUUGAUGACCAAAGGCCUGAAGCAGUCAGUUUGUGACCAGGGUUUUUACAAUGGACCUGUCAGCAAAUUCUGGGCUUAUGCAUUUGUGCUAAGCAAAGCACCCGAACUAGGAGAUACAAUAUUCAUUAUUCUGAGGAAGCAGAAGCUGAUCUUCCUGCACUGGUACCACCACAUCACUGUGCUCCUGUACUCUUGGUACUCCUACAAAGACAUGGUUGCCGGGGGAGGUUGGUUCAUGACUAUGAACUACGGCGUGCACGCCAUGAUGUACUCUUACUAUGCCUUGCGGGCGGCAGGUUUCCGAGUCUCCCGGAAGUUUGCCAUGUUCAUCACCUUGUCCCAGAUCACUCAGAUGCUGAUGGGCUGUGUCAUUAACUACCUGGUCUUCUACUGGAUGCAGCAUGACCAGUGUUACUCUCACUUUCAGAACAUCUUCUGGUCCUCACUCAUGUACCUCAGCUACCUUGUGCUCUUCUGCCAUUUCUUCUUUGAGGCCUACAUCGGCAAAAUGAGGAAAACAACGAAGGCUGAAUAGUGUUGGAACUGAGGAGGAAGCCAUAGCUCAGGGUCAUCAAGAAAAAUAACAGACAAAAGAAAAUGGCACAAGGAAUCACACGUGGUGCAGCUAACACAAAACAAAACAUGAGCAAACACAAAACCCAAGGCAGCUUAGGGAUAAUUAGGUUGAUUUAACCCAGUAAGUUUAUGAUCCUUUUAGGGUGAGGACUCACUGAGUGCACCUCCAUCUCCAAGCACUGCUGCUGGAAGACCCCAUUCCCUCUUUAUCUGUCAACUCUAGGACAAGGGAGAACAAAAGCAAGCCAGAGACAGAGGAGACUAAUUGAAGGCAAACAAAGGCUGUCAACACAUAGGAAAAAAUGCAUUUACCAAGUGUCACAUUUCUCUAAGAUGAAAGAUUUUUACUCUAGAAACUGUGCGAGCACGCACACACAAUCCUUUCUAACCUUUAUGGACACUAAACUGGAGCCAAUAGAAAAGCUAAAAAUGAAAGAAACACAGGGUGUAUAUCUAGAACAAUAACGCUUUUGCAGAAACUAAAGCCUUUUUAAGAAAUGUUAGCUGCUGUAGCCCCCAUGAGAAAAGAUGUCUUAAUCGUCCUUGUGAAAACAGAUGUAAACAACUAGGUUUCAACUAACUUCACCUUCACUUCGUAGCCUCAGGCUAGUGAGUUUGCCAAAACCAAAGGGGGCGAAUACUUUCCCAAGGCUGUUCCUAGGAGGAUGGAAACAGGACAGCCCAGGUUCCGCAGGGGCAGCUCCAUCCCAGAGCAUUUCUGAUAGUGGAACUGUAAUUUCUACUCUUAAAUGAGGUAUGAAGCAUUAUCCUUUUGUUCAGUUGCCCCGAGCUUUUGAACAGAGGAGUAAAUACGGAAUCGAAAAGAUAAACACUCAACCAAACAAUGUAAAAACGGGUUCUGUCGUGUCUGUACAAAGACCCAGCCCAGGACCACUGUGAGCUGGAAAAGGGAGAAAGACAGUAGGAAAAGAGGUGAGCUGAGGAUCAAUUCCAUAGACAGACGGCGUGUAUGCCCCUUCCUAUUUCACUUCACACACACUCAUAACUUUCCAAAUGAUACCCCGUAGCACAGCACAUAUUUCCUAUAUUUUUGUGAAUUCCAAAAGGAACCCGCAGGGCUCUUCCUGGGAUUAGAUGAACACAGUUUCUGCAUCAUCUGCAUUUGCUCCCCAAGCAAUGUAGAGGUGUUCAAAGUGCCCUCUGCUGGCUGACUGGCGAUACUACAACAAACUUCAUGGCAAAUUUGGCUGAAAGUCGACAACAAAGGGCCCCAACACACAUCCCUCAAAUGUUAAGUGAUAUGAAAUACUUGUCAUAUCUUUGGCCAAAUCAGAAGAUAGUUAUCCUGCUUCAAGUCAGCUUCAGAAAUUGUUUAAAGGGGACCUUCGCUCUGGAACUCAAAAUCAAUUUAUUAAGAGCCAUAUUCUUAAAAAAAAAAAAAAGCUGGAUAAUAUUAUCUGUAAUAUUUCAGUCCUUUACAAGCCAAAUACAUGUGUCGAUGUUCCUAGUAUUUCAAAGAAGCAAUUAUGUAAAGUUGUUCAAUGUGACAUAAUAGUAUUAUAAUUGGUUAAGUAGCUUAAUGAUUAGGCAAACUAGAUGAAAAGAUUAGGGGCUUCUGCAUUGCAUAGAUUACACACACAUAGCCACGCAUACACGCACACAGAUGUGGGGUACACUGAACUUCAAAGCCCAAAUGAAUAGAAACACGUUUUCUGGCUAGCAGAAAAAAAACAAAACAAAACAAAACUGUUGUUUCUCUUUCUUCCUUUGAAAGUGUACAGUAAAAGGGAUUUUUUCAAAUUAUUUUUAUAUUAUUUUAGCUUUAAUUGUGCUGUUGUUCAUGAAACAGAGCUGCUCUGCAUUUCUGUCAGAGAUGGCAAGGGCUUUUUCAGCAUCUCGUUUAUGUGUGGAAUUUAAAAAGAAUAAAGUUUUAUUCCAUUCUGUGUGAAUGGUUUGAGCAGUGAACAAAGAAUCCAUGGAAAGCAAGUCAUGAUUGGAAGAACAAGGGGGAGGGGGAAGUGCAGGGGAGGAAAGCUGUUACAUCUGUGUUGAAUUAUCGUGAGCAGUCUAUAAUGUCUUGGUGUCGGUUCAUAGAUGAAACACAACUGAUGGAAGAAUGUAUUGUAAAUUAUGCAAAAUCUGACGUGAGCUGAAAAGACAGGUCCUGUUAUAAAAACUAAUAGAUUCUUAGGGUGUAAAUGUUAUUUUGAACUUCACAAAUACAUGAUACUGUGCAAUAAGGCUUUUUUCCUUAUAAUAGAAAAUGAGGAUAAUUAAAAUGAGGAGAAGGCCACAUAACAGUUGACUUGAGUUUAAUUGAAGGACCCAUCGGAGAGUCAUCUGGUCGACUUAAUUAUUUAAUUCAAUGAUUUAUUGCAGAUCUUUUCAUGCAGGUUAGAAUAAGGAAGUGAGCAUAAACCUUAAAAAGACUCUAAAUGAUGCUUCCAAAGCACUUUCAUCUUGGUAUUAGGUUCAUGUUUGUCUUUACUUGUAAAAUAAUUUGGAAUUUCUGUUUACAGGGUGAGUGUCUGAUAUUUUUUAAAUUAGCUAAAUGUAUCUAAAGGCAUUUCCAAUGUUCAUCAUGGGAGGAAAAAAGCCACAUUUUUUUAAGAAAACAAAAUUUUGGUAGUGUAGGUUCAAUACACUGUUUCUAACAUCUCAGCUUAGCUGCUUUAAUCAUAUCAAGAUAUGAGGCUGGAUCACUGGCCCAUGACAAAUCUGAAAGCUACCAGAGAAUUGACUGCCACAUAGAUAAUCCUGCUGUCAGUUAACAUUCCAGAAAAACUUGGGCAGGCAAGUUUUUAUAGCUGCCCCACUAUGCUGCAAUAGAGUAUCUUUCUAUUGAAGAUUUUCCACUGCAUUCCAAUCCUACUAUGGUGAAAACAUUGCUCUUGGGCUAAAAAAAAAUCCUUUAUUUCAUACACACACAAUUUCACACACUAGGUCUGAGCAUCAACCCAAGUGCAUGAGUUUGCAUUGAAAUUCUAGUGAGAAGUGCUCUAUUCAUAAAGCAGGGGGUUUAUGUGGACCUUCUAGUGUUACUUAUGGGAAAAGAGUAACUACCGUAUUACAUCUAAUUCAAUGCCAAAGUACCAAAUUAAAACCAUGGAUUGAGGUUGUUAUUCAAAGUCACUUACUCCCAUCCUUCUAAUUAUGCUCCACUACAAAAGUAAGGGGAGGAGAGGGAAUACUUUACAUUUACGUAGCUAGAGGGAAAAGAAAGGGUUGAUUAUAUCCCCCUUGCUUCUCCCUCUCUCCUUACUUGCCUGAAGAAACUGAUUAGAACAGAGACUAAUAUACCUGGACUGAGUUAGAAACUUCAUAUGAGUGGGUUUUCUGGGAUUGACUGGAAAGACAGUGAGAACCUGGGAGAACAGGAAAAGACCCACAGAAUGUCUUUUUUGAAAUGGAGUCUCGCUGUUGUUGCCUGGGCUGGAGUGCAGCGGUACGACCUCGGCAACCUGCAACCCCCGCCUCACAGAUUCCAGCAAUUCUCCUGCCUCAACCUCCCGGGUAGUUGAGAUGAGAGGCACCCACCAUCACUCCUGGCUAAUUUUUGUUUUUUUAGUAGAGACGGGGUUUCACCAUGUUCGCCAGGCUGGUCUCCAACUCCUGACCUCAGGUGAUCCACCACCCCCUCCCGCCCUGUCUCCCGAAGUGCUGGGAUUUCAGGCAUAAGCCACUGUGCCCGGCCCAGAUGUCUUUUUUUUUUUUAAUUAGAUGUAGCAUCUUCAUAAGGUGAAACCUGUCACAUAGAAGUAACAAAGCUCCUGGAGUAGAGUGACGCUAGCAUAGAAUGUUCCAGACAUCGGCCGUAGUCCCAGACUCUGAAUUACCUGGGACGGACAAAAUGCUCAGAUUACUAUUUUUUCUGUAUUCUGAUAGUACAGCUUCUACUCAGAGACCAUGUGUGUGUCACAUAACCCAGCAUCUAGAGCACAUUCUGAGAGCUUUUUUUUCUCAUUUGCUUAAAAAUUCUUUAACAGAGCAACUGGAUUGGCCAAGGGGUGACUCAAGAGGGCUGUGAGGAGAGUGUAGAACAAAUGGGUUUUGCCUCUCAGAGUUCAAAGCUUUAAGCUGUAUAAGCAUGGUCCAUGCCCACCUCUUUUAGACACUUCCUUAAAAGUUUCCGUCGUGAAAAUCAUAUCAUGUCAGAAUCUUAUGAGAGCCCAGACCUUCCCCGUAGUCAAAGGUAGUGUCUUUCUCCAGUCUUUGUUUCCGAUAAUAAAUAUCUCGCUCUCAGUUUAGAACAAUCGUAGAGCUGGUGUCCGUGCUGUGAGUCAUUGUGUCCCACAGCUUUUGAAACAUCGUUCUCUUUUCUAUACCACACCUGUUUCUUUGUGCCUCAGACUCAUUGCCAUCAGGAAGAGACUUUGCCAAGAAUCCACCACCACAUUUGGUCAGUGGUGUAUACACAUUAAAGUGAGAGCUGAUGAAAUCGUGAUACCCUAUUUUGUUCCGACAAUCAGUAUGAAGGGGUAGGUCCCAGUCUGCCGAUGAGCCAACAGCCUCUGUACGCUGGUAUCCGAGACUCACAGGAAACAAGCGUCAGUGCAGCCACGGCAUUUUCUUGAAUGCUGUUGUGAAAGACUCCAGUUAUAAACAUCUGCGAGCCAUCCGGCACAACGCAGAGCUGAAGAGGCCAGUCCAGUGCACCUGCACAGAGCACUGAAGAACAUGCAUAAGCCUCUUGAAUCAUCAAGUUAUUUUCCUCAUCCUCAGAGACUUUGACAAUUCAGGGCUCACAGAUGGCAGGGGGGAAUUCUCAGGCUUCCCUUCCUCCUGAAUGACACUUUUUAUAAGGAAGUGGUGUGGAAGUUGUUCUUGGAGUUAGAUGGACAGUGGGAGCGCAUUAGUGAGUGGGGCUUGGAGAAGUCCAAAAAUUGGCACGUUGGUUUUAGGCUGGGCAGGCAAAAGUCUCACAGUAAGAUAUAUUUAACUAGAUGUCUAAGCCCACAACUGCAUUGUAGUAAUCUCUUCUGAAGUAACUGGUUAAAUUAAGAACUGGUUUCAUAAGUUGGGGCCAAGUCACAUUUACAACACAUUUGGAUCUGCAGUGAAGGGUUCUGACUCACGCUGGUAUUUAAGUGCUGUUACUUUCCCAAUGCUUUAGUACCACUUGAGACUGUAUUUCAAUGGACAGAAACCAAGAAGGCCACAGCAGUAGCCUAAUAGUCCUCCCUGGUCAUACUCGUUUCAAACAGGUCUGCCUGUCUGGGCAUGCUCAGGCAGGAGGUUGCUUGCUGCUAUCUUGAAAACCACUGGAACAUUCAGCUUCUUGGGGACCUCAGAGCCUGUGUUCACAUGGAAGCCCACCCAUAUAAGCUUCACAGAGCAAAUCACAGCAAUGUUGAAGUUGUUAUUUUCAAGUGCUUAUUUCACAACAUUAAAAAAAAAUAUUUUUUCCUGGUGUAUUAAAAUUAAAAAUAAAAUCAUAACUUUUGAUUUAAAAUCAAA